CGGACCUCAACAGCGGCUCACCGGGAAAAAUGUUCCCUCCACCGCCCUUCAACGCUGUCGAUGUCUGCAAAAGUCAUGUGAAAGGAUCCGCAACAUAUGAGGACUCGAGUUUUUUGGACCAUUAAACUUGUUUGAGAGGAUUGUAAACUCCAGGAAGUGAUUGAUAAGACACAGGAAUUGAAGUUAAAAUUGGACAGGUGCAGAAAAUGGCGAGCCGGCUGCUGCAGCUCCUUGCCCUGUGGGCCACCGUGGUGGGCCAUGUGCAGAGCUGUCCAGAGCUCUGCAGCUGCCAGGAUAAAUUUGCCCACCAGUUCGCUGACUGUGCUUACAAAGACCUGCUGGUGGUGCCCGUGGGUCUCCCCUCCAACGUUACCACCGUGAGCCUUUCUGCCAACAAGAUCAAAUCCCUGAAAAGUAAAACCUUCACCAAUAUCACACUGGUCACCUCUCUCUGGCUGGCCCACAAUGAGAUAGUUACCAUAGAAACGGACACCUUGGCCCCCCUGGCCCAUCUCCGCAACCUGGACAUCAGCUACAACAAAAUUGUGAGCUUUCCCUGGGAGGAUCUGGUCAACCUCACCGCCCUGCAGCUUCUGAAGAUGAACAACAACGAGAUGGUGAACCUGCCAAAGGACGCCUUUUCCACUCUCAAAGAGCUGCGGUCGCUGCGCAUCAACAACAACAAGUUUAUCACCAUUGUGCAGGGUACCUUCACUGUUCUCGUCUCCAUGUCUCACCUACAGAUUUUUAACAACCCCUUCACAUGCUCCUGCAGCCUGGAGUGGCUGAGGGAUUGGAUCGCGACAACUAAGAUUUCUGUCCCCGACCAAACAUUAAUCGUAUGUGACACCCCUGAACACCUGAAGGGUACAAUGGUUACAUCCAUCCCCAAACUGGUCUGCAAGGCCCCGACUGUCAAAAUAUCAUCCGAGCCCAACAUCGAGAGCACAGAGCUCUACGAGGGAUUCAUGGUCAUUUUAAAUUGUGAGACAACAGGGAGCCCCACGCCACAAGUCAGCUGGGAGAUGACCGCAGGAAAUCAGAAUUUUCUGUUCCCCUUGCCCUCCACUGGAGAGAUUAAUGAUGUGCCAAUUAAUGAUAAAACAACCAACAAUCGAUUCCUCGUCUUUAGAAACGGCACUCUCAUCGUACCUCGGAUGAGUAAAAAGGAAGAUGGAAAUUACAGCUGCUCUGCGGUGAAUGAUUUAGGUAAGGCGGAGAGCACCAUUAAAGUGUCUCUGGCAGUCACCCAAAAGCACGGCAGCGACUCGAAGCUCGAUUCUACGCUGGACAAGAUCCGCCCAUCCGCUAAGAAUACUGGAGAGACCAAGAUCUCCAAAAUCAACUGGACCAAGCCUGACGACAAGACGAAGGGCAGCUCUGAAGGUUCGGACAAAAAUGUCGGCACAGGGCAGGCCGGAGGCGCUUCGAAGGUCCCCACCUUUGCGAGCAAGUGCGGCGUGAGAGAAAGCAGUGAAUACAUCUCCAACCACGCCUUCAACCUGAGCUUGGAUGACCUGAAGCAGUACACGUUUGAUUUCGGUGUGAUUGCGUUAGAAGUGUCAGAGACGGAGGCCAAAGUGCAGCUGAACCCGCUGCAGCUUUCCAGCAGAAAAUCUAACCUCCACAUGAGUCACACGGACAACCAGGAAACCGUGAAUAAAGAGGCCUUGGGUCUGUACCAGUCGUCCAGUAAAAGCACCUUGGAAAUGCUCUACCUCUGUGUAAAUACAGGGAAUGGACACUCCAUGGUACAGUGGUCCAAUAUAGAGGAGGGGGUUAACGCCUACCGCUUCCAUGGUUUACAGCCGGGCACCAAUUACACACUUUGUCUCACCUAUGGGGGGCAGGACUGCCAAGUCCAAGUGGUCUUCACCACCCGGAAGAAGAUCCCCUCCCUGCUGAUUAUCGUGGUCGUUAGCAUUUUCCUACUGGGUCUGGCCACUGUUCCCUUACUGGGCGCCACCUGCUGCCAUUUGUUAUACAAGUACCAAGGUAAGACCUACAGGCUGAUCAUGAAGGCUCAGAAUCCGGAUCAGAUGGAGAAACAGAUGGCAGGAGAUUUCGAUCCCAGGGCGUCUUUUGUGGAGUCCGAGAAAACCUUCGAGCCCAGCGAGUUAGGCGAGGGGGAGGGAGAGGCCGAUGGGGAGGAUGGAGACGGGGAGGCUGAGGGCAGCGUGGUGACUGACUCCAUCCCCGAAUCCUCAUCCAAAACCAACCAGGAGGAGUUUGAAGUGGGCUCGGAGUACAGUGACAGGUUACCGCUGGGAGCGGAGGCAGUCAACAUCUCGGAGGAGAUCAACGGCAACUACAAGCAGCCAAGCCGCUGAGCUCGACGUCUGCGAGUACUGUCAGAUAUCUUACUUUCAUCAACCUUCAUUCAAGCCGGUAGCUCACCCACUAUCACUCCGCGUGAACAACGACGGCUUCUCAUACAAAAAAAGGUGGAUAUUUACAGCUUUUUUUUUAAACCUCAGAAAGUAGUCCGUCCAUCACUUGAGAUUGUGAAUUAAUUCAUGUGACAUUUGUUGUCUACUGUAAGGUUAAAUUAAGCAACAAAAGUUUACAACGCAAGCACAGAUUUCUACAGUUUGUAUAAGACCUCAAAACUGACAGGAAAGCAGCACCGUGUUCCCUUUCUGCUGGGCAGACGCGGAGUGUGCGCACAUUGCGCCAACGGACACGACACUGAAGGCAACUUCUUUUUAUUCACCGUUUUAGAGAGCAUUAAAAAAAACAAGUGCCAUCUUUAAAAAAAAGCGAUUUAAAAUAUCGUGACGACAGGGACCAAUGUUGCGCUAAGUGGAAGAGAAAAGCAAUCACUCAAAUUGCCUUCAGGUGCGGGCUCCGCGGCUCCACUCGACGGUGAUAUUUAGAAGAGAUAUUCGGUGUCGGUGCUGACCUGCCCGCUGUCCUGUGAGACCCAAAAAAAGGAAUUUAAACAUUCAACUGUGUUGUGCUUGACGGGAAAUCCCAGGUAUUUUACUCACAAAAUGUUGUUUGACGUAAUGUAAGGCUUUAAAAAUGUGAGACUUUGACCUUAAUUAACGGGUGCUUGCUUUCUCUCGCUUUUUACAUGAACGUGUCCAUGGCAUGUCACGUAGCCGUGUGUGCUUUUUAUUAGUGUAUUCUAGAGGACUGUAGAUGUUACUGUCAACCUGUGAUGUAAAGCCAUGUCAAUUGAAAUUUUUUUUUUUUUUACGACGGUCAUUUUCUAUGAAGCCUGAACAAAAGGGCGCACUGUGUGUCUGGCGGCUUCACGGUCUUGUGAUUGGAGUUUUUUGUGAACUGUUGUAGAACCAAACGAAAAACAACCAGUGACCUUUUAAGAUUUUUUUACAUCAUUUUAUGUAAGUGUAAUUAUUAAAACUAUACCGAAUACCUUC
Molecule: messenger RNA, 3386 nt
Organism: Pseudoliparis swirei
Lineage: Eukaryota; Metazoa; Chordata; Actinopteri; Perciformes; Liparidae
Gene: islr2
Product: immunoglobulin superfamily containing leucine-rich repeat 2
Exons: 2
Coding region: 207-2330 (707 amino acids)
Molecular function (GO): protein binding
Source: RefSeq, a predicted model, not a curated record